Molecule: messenger RNA, 2190 nt
Organism: Westerdykella ornata
Lineage: Eukaryota; Fungi; Ascomycota; Dothideomycetes; Pleosporales; Sporormiaceae
Exons: 2
Coding region: 52-2064 (670 amino acids)
Biological process (GO): GPI anchor biosynthetic process
Cellular component (GO): endoplasmic reticulum
Molecular function (GO): hydrolase activity
Source: RefSeq, a predicted model, not a curated record
ACACACCAGAGAGAUGCCGCUUCCGUGCUGCCUCCGCCAUUUCCUCGGACGAUGACGGCUUACGACGAUUAUGGGAUGCCAGUGGAUGCAUACGGGGAACCCGAAAGUUUAGCGCAUCAAGCAUGGCGAGUCGCGCGCGCAUUCGUUUUAUACCGUCUGAAGCCGCGCUGGAACGAAUCCAGAAGGAGAUGGCGUUGGAGGAGCAUUCUAAGUGUAGGAAGGAUACUGAUUGUUAUUUGGCUGGUUGCACUGUACUACGGUGAAAGAGGCGUGUUUAAGAGCAGCGUUGCCUCUUGCGAAUGGGAGAGAUGGGAGAACUGGCACAGCGAUGCAAAUCCACAUAGAGUCGUCUUUAUCGCCGACCCGCAGCUCGUCGACCCUCACACCUAUCCCGGCCGUCCGUGGCCUCUGAAUACUCUUACAGUCCAGUUCACUGAUCAGUACCUUCGCCGAACCUACUCGCGGAUACAACAAGUGCUAUAUCCAGACACUGUCAUAUUUCUCGGAGAUUUAUUUGACGGCGGAAGGGAAUGGUCUACACGGACAUCCAAGAGUCCUGAGCAGCAAUACCGGAAAUAUGGGGAUAGCUUCUGGUUAAGGGAAUAUGCACGCUUUUCGAAUAUCUUUUUCGCUCAUUUUGGAGAUGGAGGUUUGGAUCCCAGACCGGGGCAGCCCGGAAGGAAAAUCAUCAGCAGUUUGCCGGGGAACCAUGAUCUGGGUUUUGGGAAAGGGAUUCAGGCAGCUGUUCGGAAGCGCUUCAACGCUUAUUUCGGUGACGGUAACAGGGUCGACAUUAUCGGAAACCAUACUUUCGUGUCCCUGGAUUCGGUAUCAUUGAGUGCGCUGGGACAAGCAAAUCCCGAAUCCGCGGAAGAGCUUUGGAGACCUACUGUGGAUUUCUUGGAUGGCGUAAGGAGGCAAAAGAAGAGGUUGGCACAGGAGGAGCUGAGGGUGAGAAGGGGAUUGAAACGGACUGCACCCUUUCCUCACCAUUGCAUCGAAGCUGACGCGCUUGCCAAAGCCGAACUACCGAAAUUGCAGGACGAGGCCAGGGAGUUUCCCACCAUUCUUCUUUCCCACGUACCGCUUUAUCGGGAUGAGGGUACUCCUUGCGGACCACUACGCGAACACUGGCCACCUACUCCACCACCCAAAGGCCAGAAAGAACCCCUGGAAAAGGAUGACCGGAACGCAAUUGCUGUUAGAGGAGGUUACCAGUACCAAAACGUCCUCCAUCGUGAGAUUACAAAGGACCUCACUGAGAAAAUCGGCAACAUAGGAUACGCCUUCUCGGGCGAUGACCACGACUACUGCGAAGUAGUUCACCGAGGUUAUGCUUCCGCUGGCGGGGGCAUAAGGGAAAUCACGGUCAAGUCAAUCUCCUGGGCCAUGGGCGUAAGAAAACCAGGUGUUGUUCUUGUCAGUCUAUGGAAUCCCGUCGACGAGCAAGGGAAUCCGGUAGAGAAAGGUCUUGCUGCUCCCACACUUCAAACGCAUCUAUGUCUGCUUCCAGACCAACUCGGCAUCUUCAUUCGCUACGCCAUGCUAUUCCUCCUGACAUUGUUUGUACUAAUUGUUCGAGCUGCCCUGGUUGCUUCAGGCAGAUUGUCACCGAAAUUGGAAGUUGGCGAUGCACCUCUUCUUCCCACAAUCAAACCUACACCUCCGGCGGAGAAAGGAUCUGUUGAAUCCCAUCAGAACGGCGUUUCUCAUACCACAACUUCCUCCAACUCUUCUGCCACGUCCGACCGCGGAACUCUCCAAGUGCGCAACCCGAAUGUCCGCACCCGCAGCACGAGUCCGGGAGGUGGAUAUGCUCUGCCUACAUCACAAUCACAGUACACGUACCCGCUCAUCCAACACGCGGGAUAUUAUGGAACAGAUGAUGGUCACGACCGAGGUGGAAAUAGUAAGAAAGAGGUGAAGAUCUGGGGUACUGCGGGACAGCAGAAGAGGCCUAGGAAGAAGGGAGUUGCGUUGUUCGUCCAUGAAUUAUCGCAGAGCGUGCUUGGUGUAGGAGCUGUGGUGUUUGCUUGGUACUUCUGGUUAAUCUGGAGAUGGUAGCGUAAGUAAGGUUCUUCGUCAUGGGAGCAGAGCAUGGAGUUCAGGAGUUUUGGAUUGUGGGAUUGGUUUGGUCAAUGGAAUAAUGCAUGGGUAGUGUAAGAGUAUCAUGAGGAAUAGAGAAUUACG